AUGGUUCACGGCGUCGUGUGUCUUCCUUUCCGAGUUGUCCACAAUGAGAGUUCUCAAGAGGUUCACAUUGCCUCUUUUGGGUUGAACAUGUUGGAUGAUGGUACUUCUGGCAGCAACAAGAUACGGAUUCAAAGCAAGAAUGCUGUAUGGUUGGCUCAAUGUGAAACAGCAGCAAGACAACAUGGAUGGCAUGGAGAUACGGGUUUAUUUUGGCGCAUUGAUGCUAUUGAGAAAUACCACAAGGUAAGAGUGUUCAUUGUGGGAUUGGCUGGAUUCAAGUGGACUUACCAAACGCCAUACAGUGGCAGAGCCUCUUUCGGCGAUACUAUUAUUAUCAAGGCUGCACGUCAAGACGUCAUUGUACUACACUUUCCUGUGGAGCUCUACAUGUUGUGCCCGGGGACAAGAGAAGAUGGUAUCUCUAUUGAUGCACUUCAUCGCGUCGAUCCACAGGAGAGUACCGGUACUAGACGUUUCUUUGGCUGUGCGCUUUUAUUAUUACUUUACAUCCUGAUGGCCUAUUUGGUUCCCAAGUCUGCGGGUGAUGAUUGCGUGAUUCAGCAGAGAGCCGCUUUGGUCUUUUGGUGCUUUGGAGUUUACAAGAUCACAGCUAUGAAUUGCUAA
Lichtheimia ornata is the source of this 624-nucleotide messenger RNA. RefSeq lists its product as uncharacterized. The transcript is spliced from 5 exons. The record is from RefSeq and is a predicted model, not a curated record. Bases 1 to 624 code for a protein of 207 amino acids. Lineage: Eukaryota; Fungi; Mucoromycota; Mucoromycetes; Mucorales; Lichtheimiaceae.